Messenger RNA from Epinephelus lanceolatus (giant grouper), 2993 nucleotides. Its product is annotated as scavenger receptor cysteine-rich type 1 protein M130-like. Gene Ontology annotation, cellular component: plasma membrane. NCBI's taxonomy places the organism in Eukaryota, Metazoa, Chordata, Actinopteri, Perciformes, Serranidae. Gene Ontology annotation, molecular function: serine-type endopeptidase activity. The record is from RefSeq and is a predicted model, not a curated record. Gene Ontology annotation, biological process: zymogen activation.
UUAAUGUAGGUUCAGAUUUGUGUUUAUGUGAAAUUGGAGCAAAAUUAAAAAUGCUCUCAAUGCAGCAUAGUUUAAUUUGCAGAUGGUCAUUAGUAGUAUUUUGGUGUUUUGUUCUGCUGACAACAGAGAUCUCCAGUCAAAUCCCAGGAGAGAAACAUCAGAGCAAGUCUGCCGUGCCUGAAGAUGCUCGGCUGGCCAAUGGUGACAGCCUCUGCUCUGGCAGGCUGGAGAUGAAGCAUCGGGGAGAGUGGAGAGCUCUGAACAUUGUGAGGGAUGAGGCUUCAGCCAUGAACAAAGUCAAGUAUGCUCUAGUGGCAUGCAGGCAGAUGGACUGCGGCACUGUAGUUUCAAUAACACAGAGAACCAACAACACCGACAGGCAUCCAGCUUGGGAGGUUCAGUUCACCUGUGAAGGCACUGAGUCGACUCUGAAGGAGUGCGAGAGUACCAUGACACGUAGAAGAGUGCAGAGGAAAGAUAAUUCUACCUACAGUGUGGAGGUGAUCUGCUCAGAGACUGUGAGGUUUGUUGGAGCAGCAGAAGUUUGCGGGGGCAACGUGGAGGUGAAGUCCGAUCAGGGUUGGGUCUCGGUGUGUGCGGAUGGCUUUGAUUCUGAGGCUAGAAAGGUGGUCUGCAGGGAGUUAGGCUGGGGGCCUCCAAGCUCUUUUACGUCAUCAUUUAGAAGAAAAGACAUGCCUGUCUUGUCCAAACAAUUCAAAUGUAAAGGCAACGAGUCUCGUCUUGAGGAGUGCGCCACAUCGACCCACAACGACUGCACACAUGCCCCUGAAUUCAAAUGCAACAGUCCGUAUACUUUAAGACUGACAGGAGGAGAAACUCAUUGCAAAGGCACACUGGAGGGAAAGCAUCAUGGAGAGUGGAGGCCCCUGGGUGAUAUUUGGGGUAACUGGAACUCAGAAUACUCUGUGGACGUUUGCAGGCAACUGGACUGUGGAGAUGCCAUCUCAACAUCAGUGGGUCUUCUCCCAGAAAGCCAACCUGUGUGGCGUCUGUCAUACAGAUCUAAAACCUAUGGUUGCACUGCUCCCUUCGCGUGUAAAUCAUGGGAAGAGAAUCAUUCAACCAGAGCCAUAACUGUGUCUUGUACAGACGGUGUGAGGAUUGCAAAAGAUUCCAGCAGAUGCUCAGGAAAGCUUGAGGUGAAGUCUGGUCAGUCGUGGGCUCGAGUGUGUUCGGAUUACUUCAGCUCCCGGGAUGCACUGGUUGCCUGUCGAGAUCUUCACUGUGGGCUUCCUGAUGAUUACCAUGGGAGGUGGAAUGACAACUAUUUUAAAAAUACAGGACCCAUCUGGCAUCCGGUCUUUAAGUGUGAAGGCAACGAGAAGCGUCUUGUGGAUUGUCCCACCACAGAAGAGGAACUGAGCGGUUGUCUAAAUACUUACCUGGCCUGUAUAGAUCGCCCACGUGAACCUUCUAUCAGCUUGUAUACCUCGCAAGGACAUGCUUCUGACAAUCCCACAAGGAUUUUCAAGGGCCAACGCUUUGCCAUCACUUGCUCUAAAUUUUCAAAAUAUGAUAUAGCCUCCUACAGGCUAAGAUUUGGUGUUAACAGUGACAACCACACUGAGCAGACCCAGUCACCUGACACAGGGGAAGCCAUCUUCACCUUUCCUGCUGCAGAGGAUGCCGACCAAUUGGUUGUUAAAUGUGAUUACAACUUGAACGUCAGUUCUGAAAUUUACUCCACGUCAAAGACCAUCACUCUCACUGUAGAAGAGCCCAAUGAUGUGAGGUUGGUGAACACAAGAACCCGCUGUGCUGGUAGACUGGAGGUGCAGCAUCAGACAGAGUGGAGACCAUUGACCUUCCAGCACUCCUGGAGUCUGAAGGAGGCAGCUGUGGUGUGCAGACAGCUCAACUGCGGCUCCACUGUUUCAACCAGGAAAGUAGACAAAUUAACACAACCCCUGCCAGCGUGGCGCUUUUACUCUGACUGUGACGGCUCUGAGCAAGCACUGAUGGACUGCGGGACAGUGAGACAGUGGCUUUCCUCUGCCACUGUUGAGGUUAUCUGCUCAGACAUCCUGCCUCGGCCGAAAAUUGACAUUAACACUAUGUCGAUUGGGCCCCCUGACAACCAGACGCAGGGUGUGGUGCUGUACAAGGGCCACAGCUUCACUGUCAUCUGCUCCGUGGAGCCACAAUACCCCAGAGGUCACUUCAGCCUCAUCUUCACUGGCUCCAACCAAACCCACAGCUACACCCAGCCUGCUGCCAAUAACUCUGCCUACUUCAUGAUCCAUGCUGCAGAAGAGGCUCACCAAGGGAAUUGGAGCUGUGUUUAUCACAACUUUGUUUUCAAUCAUAACUUCUCCUCUGAGAGCCAGAGCCUAUCAGUCGUUGUCGAAGAGCGUUACGAUGUCAUGCUGGAUGAUGGAGUGCUCAGAGAUGUCGACAUGAAAAUCUGUGCCGGCAAACUGUUGGCGAGCCUGGGCUAUGAGAUGAGACCGCUGAGCACAGAGUCCACAGUCUGGGACCUGAAGCAUGCCUCUGUGGUGUGUAGACAGCUGGGCUGUGGUUCUGUUGUUUCAACCAGAGAGAUUGAUCUUCACAAAAACACAGCUGUGGCGAGAUUCUUCUCUGACUGUGAUGGAUCUGAGUCUGCACUGAUGAAUUGUGGAACUGUUAAUCCGUGGUUUUCCUCCUCUGCUGUUGAGGUGGUCUGCACAGGUUAGGGUAAUCAAGAUUGAUUGAUUAUUGCAUGGAACAGACCUUUGACUUCCUUAGAGCUGGCUGAUGUAGAAAUCUGUGUUGAAUAUCAAAAGCUUAUACACUGAUCUGACAGCUCUAACUGUACUUGGUGAGCGACUGCUUGUGGUCUGAGCUACUUUCACUGCAACAAAUCCAAAAUUGUAACAUUGACUUAAAAACAGCUCUUCGUAGUUUCUUUACAGCAGUCGUGUCUCUCUGUGAUGCAGUCAUUUAUAAAAAGUAUUUUCAACUGAUGCCUCUAAAUAAAAACAUAUCAAUGA